This is a messenger RNA of Diaporthe batatas, 402 nucleotides long. RefSeq lists its product as uncharacterized. The record is from RefSeq and is a predicted model, not a curated record. The coding region runs from base 1 to 402 and encodes 133 amino acids. The transcript has 4 exons. NCBI's taxonomy places the organism in Eukaryota, Fungi, Ascomycota, Sordariomycetes, Diaporthales, Diaporthaceae.
AUGAUCGACCACACGCAGGUGUCCAUAGCGGCGGCGGACCACAAGGCCCUUGUCGCCUUCUACGAGGCCGCGCUUAAGCCCCUCGGGUACAAGAAACUCAUGGCCUUUGGGCCCAACGAGGAAGCCGUCGGCUUUGGGGACGGCCGUUUGGCGCACAGCCCAACGGCGACUGACUGGUGGGUCAUGGCCUCGCCGACAACCCCCGGCAACUCACAUCACGCGUUCCGCUGCAAAGAUCGAGCAUCUGUGGACGCCUUUUAUAACGCAGCCAUAGAAGCCGGGGCCAAAGACAACGGCAAGCCUGGCAUUCGCGCUCACUACCACGCGAAUUACUACGGUGCUUUUGUAAUUGAUCCUGCUGGCAAUAACAUCGAGGCUGUUUGCCAUGAAAUUGUCGAGUGA